UCUUUCAAACAGAGAUCUCUUACUUUUUAUGCCAUUUAUUGCCUUCUGAAUCACUUGAAAGGCCAUUUCAUCUUCUUCCCAUCGCAAAGACAUGACUUAUGCAGCAGAGAAAAGCUUUGUAAAAAAAGGAGACUGUCAGAGAGAUGUCACUGUUCACUGGCUGCGUGACUCAGGAAAAGCUGCAGUCAGCUAGUCGGCGAGCUUUUCUGGUGAAACCAUGCAAAACAUCAACACGGUUCAGUACGGAACAUCUGAUUGCUGAGUCGUGUCCUCUAAAUUACUUGAAAUAUUUAAUUCUCCCGUUAAACCAGUGGAAUGUGUCUUCACCAUAUAUCACAUUUUCCAUAGAGUGCGCUUUAAAGCCAAUUCCACUUUGAAGAUUUUAGAAAUGUGUUCUUACAGACAUAACAGACCGUGUCUUUACUGCAGUAACAUUUCUUGGGGAUAAUUUGCAAGGGGGAAAAAAUAGGAUGGUGCAAGCUGCAACACAUCCACAGGCUUGCAAUUGAAUUAGCCCCCAGAUUGGAGGCAUGCUCUUUCGGUUACAUGUUUUUCUGAGGAAGGUAUUUAAAGUUGCCAACCUGGCCAGGGAGUGGUGUUGCGAUGCUGUCCAAGCAGGGGAGCCGAAGCUCCCUGAGAGCGAGCCUGAAGGUCCUCUUCCCCUCCAAGUCCCAGACGUCUCUGUGCCUGGACAAUGGAGAUGUCCAAAACUCCACGACUGACCACGAAAAGGCCGUGCAAACAGACCCCGAUCUGAGUGGCAUCUGGACAAACGACAUUGAGGUGACCAAACGGAAGGAUACGCGCACGAGUGAAGAUGGCGUGUCGAUCACUAGCAGGGACGCCUUUUCGAGGAACGAAAGCAGGGAUGCAGAUCUGUCGCUGUACAGCCGCAGCAGGGAUACAUCCUUCAUAGACGAGAGCAAGGAUGCAGGCCUCAACCAGUCAGGUUAUCCUGAUACGAUGGACGAGGGCAAGUUGGCAAAAGACUGCAAAUCAGAGGCCGAUACGUUAUCAGUGACUGGGACGAUUGACAGCAGAAUCGACGAUCUCUCACCAGUCAAGGCCAAGCCAUGCUGUGAAUGCUCUGGACCUUUGGGAAUGGAGGGAGGCAUCAUCUCAAACCAGCAGAUAACCGCUUCAUCUACCCAACGAGCCGUGCUUGGCAUGCAGAAGUGGUACCCUUACUUUGCCCGCCUCAACAGGAAGGGCCUAGUCAACGCCUGGACUGCUGCUGAGAACGACCGCUGGCCGUGGAUUCAGGUCAAUCUGCUGCGGAGGAUGAGGAUCACAGGUGUGAUAACACAAGGGGCCAAGAGGAUGGGCAAGCCGGAGUAUGUCAAGUCCUACAGAGUGGCUUUCAGUCAGGAUGGAGAGAGGUGGAGCAUGUAUAUUGACAGGGGAACGCGUCAGGACAUGGAAUUCUUAGGAAACGUGGAUAAUAACACCCCUUCCGCCAACUCCUUCACACCACCAAUUGAAGCACAAUUUAUCCGCAUUUACCCACAAGUCUGCAGAGGACAUUGCACCCUUCGCAUAGAGCUGCUGGGCUGCGAACUCACAGGAUGUUCUGAGCCAAUGGGGAUGAAGACAGGACACAUCCAAGAUUUCCAGAUCAGCUCGUCCAGUAGCUUUCAGACGCUGAACAUGGACGCGUUCUCCUGGGCCCCAGGAAAGGCCCGCUUGGACAAACCGGGCAAGGUUAACGCCUGGGCAUCUGCAGCCAAUGACCAGUCACAAUGGCUACAAGUGGACAUGCUGCUCCCCACCAAAGUGACCGGCAUCAUCACCCAAGGUUCCAAGUAUUUUGGCCAUGUGCAGUUUGUUGGCUCCUACAAGUUGGCUUUCAGCAGUGAUGGUGAGAAAUGGAUAGUAUACCAGGAUGAGUCGCAACAAAAGGACAAGAUUUUCCAAGGUAACUUUGACAAUGAAACACACAGAAAGAAUGCGAUAGACCCGCCCAUCUAUGCCAGGUUCAUCAGGAUUAUUCCGUGGUCAUGGUACGGUCGAAUUGCACUACGGACGGAACUGCUUGGUUGCACAGAGGAAGAAGAGUAGUGAGCUGCUGUCAUUCUUCACCUAGAGACUGUGAAAAAAACCCUUGUACACAUGGUUCUUCUGUGGUUGUCUGUUCAGACAUUAUAUUCAAAUGUGAUGUCUUGUUUGUUCCUUUCUUAUGUAAUGUAAUUAGAGCGUAUGCUCCAGGUUUUCUAUGGAUGUUUUGAAAGUCUUUGAUGGUGUGAGACUGUUGAGUGAUUUGUCUUUUACUGAUACAAUCACUGUUGUGUUCACAAGGAUGUCAUUUCCUUGUGAGGUCUUUUUGUCUCUUGUUGUCAACUAAUUCAUUGUUAAAGGAAAGCAUUGUCAGGCAGUGAUGGUGUGACACCAUGCUACUGUGUCAUAGAUUAAUCAAUGGAAAUACUACACUUAAGUUUGAAAACAUGCAUUUCAGUAUAUCAUUAGUUAUCAGUAUUUUGUAUACUGUUUUUGGAGCUUAUAGGUUAAUUGGUUAAAAGAAAUCAGUAUUUUGUUUUAAUAUGCAAUCUUGAAAAAUAAACUGUAUAUUUGCAAUGCUGCAUUGAGUUGAUUGACUGAAGUAAGAAGACUGAAAAUGUAACAUGUUCCUAACUGCAUUGCAAAUCAUAAUGCCAAACAGAGGAAGGGAUGUAUUUCUCCCAUCUCAGCUGGAUCAAAUUAUCCAAAUGUGUGUGUAAUGAUGCCACUGUUGAGGUCUUGAUCUGUAAAUGUGGGUGUAAUGAUGCCACUGUUGAGGUCUUGAUGUGUCUCUUGACUGUUGAGGUCUUGAAAUGUCCUACUGGCUUUUUCUUUUUUUUUUUGCAUCAUUAUUUUCACUCAAUUUCUAUAACUCAGGUCAAUCAAUAGUUAACCGAUUUCAUCUCUUUUGUGGGUGUUUUACAUAUUGACCAGUAGAUAAAUCAAUAUAUAUUUGCUUUUUUGAUGUAUUCCGUUGCUCUUUUUCAAAAGAUGAAUCUUAUUGAUAGAUUCAAUGUAUUUUAUUAUCAAUAUCAACAGUAUAGUGUACUGAAUCUACUGAUACAUGUUUUAAUUCUAAAUUCAAUCAAACAUGUUAUAAGUUCCUUGCUUGGCAAUACAAGCAUUGUAAAAUCUGCUCAGAUAUAUGUUUCUGCUGCCUUGUAGCUUCAUUGUCAUGUGCAUUUGAUGUUUGUUUUUUUGUCUAUUGGAACCUGGGUUCAGUGAUAAAUGGGGUAUCCUGGGGAGCUCAAUACCUUAAGAACUGGGGCUCAAAAGCCAUACAACCUAAAACUAUAGUUUUAAGGAACCUGAUCUGUGGUGGCAAUGUACUGCAUGGUCUAAGGUCUGUCUUUUGGGUGCAGAAUAUUAUCUAAUAAUUUUUCACCACAUUGAGGUAUCUCUGACUUAAAGCUGUCAACUUUUUUUUCCUUCUAAAUCUCAUUAGAACAUAUUUAGCUACAUUUUAAAUGGAUUAGUUGGGAACUGGAUGAAGACUUGCUUAGCAGAUAACUCCCAGAGGAAGCUGUUUGUUUUUUGUAAGUUUUCUUGUCUUUUGAUACCAGAAUCUGCAGUAUCUAUAUGAGAUAAUUUGUGUCAAUCAGAAGAAAUUGAAGCUGGAUUGGACACUCUGACGAGUAUCUUACACUUAAACAUUUAUUACCGCAGUAGUAAAUUCCAUUUCCUAAGCAAAUAAAUUACUGUGAAAAUGUUUUCCUCUGUUGUCUCUUAUGUAAAGUACAAAAUUUAAGCUUAGAACAGCUGAAAAUUAAAAGCAAUUCAUCUAAGGUCA
Molecule: messenger RNA, 3784 nt
Organism: Alosa alosa (allis shad)
Lineage: Eukaryota; Metazoa; Chordata; Actinopteri; Clupeiformes; Clupeidae
Gene: edil3b
Product: EGF-like repeats and discoidin I-like domains 3b
Exons: 7
Coding region: 604-2058 (484 amino acids)
Molecular function (GO): calcium ion binding
Source: RefSeq, a predicted model, not a curated record